AUGGAAGAUUCGGACACCAGAGCAAUUCUUCCGCAAUAUACUAUAUUGUCUGCAGACGACUACAUACCGAUAAAUGACACAUUUUGUAGUAACGAGGAGGUUGAGAAGAAGGGACACAAGUGCUCCAGACGGCCGCCCGUUCGCUUGCCCACUUUCGGUUUAUGUUGAACCCGUGUUGUUCUUAUCGAUGUUCUCGCUGUCUCUUCAGUGGCCGCUGUCUAUGCAGUACCUAUGGGACCGCAUCAGUGAAGACGUCGGUUACAAUGGAACAGAAGGAGGGGGAUGUGACAACACCUCCGGGCCCCCAGACCCACUUCAAAAGGUGGGGGAAACAUAGACAUAAUGAGAAAGACACAAAUGCUCUAUCACUCCUGUUCUUGGAGGCCCACAUUGUGUGCAGGCUUUUCUUCCAGCGCAGCAUUAACACAGCUGGUUCAACUAAUCAAGGUCUUGAAUGAUGAUUAAAUAAUAGCUUAAUUGGUGGAAUAAUGUCAAAUAAUAACCUAAGAUCACGUGUAACAUCUUAAUGAUCAUUAUGAGAAACAAAGCAUAUGAGAUUGCUCAAAUGUAACCUUUAUUUAACCAGGUUGGUCAAGUUGAGAUAAAAAUCUAUUUUUUAAGAGAGACCUGGACCAUGACAGCAGCAUCAACAGAUCAGUUUCAGACAAACAGGCACAUGACAUCAACCAGAUGAAGAUACAUCAAUAUUGAAAGCAGCAAGUCAGUAAAGAACAUUACAUGACACAAGUUAGAAAAAACAGAAUACGGCCAAUAACAGUGUCAAAAUACUUCAUUUAAGACAACAUCCUUCCUUACAUAAGGCAACGCCGACUAGUGACAUCAGGUGAAAACUAGAAACAACUACAUGUCUCAACAACAUGUUAAUCUAUUUGUCCUUUGAACUCCUCUAGGUACACUAGGUCCUGGAGUUUUAGGUUGGCUUGCCAAUAACUGACCAUGACAGUGAACUGUUUGCUUUCAUCAUAACUCAAACCAUAUUCUCUCAUCAUCAGGAGAUGGAGACCCUGACAGCCCACUGGAACCAAAACAUCAACUUAGGAGGCAUUGCAGUGGGGCUGUUUGUGGUGACUCUGCUAGGCUCCUGGAGCGACCAGGGGGGCCGGCGGCCCGUGCUCAUCCUGCCCAGCCUGGGUCCUGCAGGCUGGGGCCUACCUGGUGGUCAUGUACCUCAAGCUGCCCGUGGCCUGGUUCCUCCUGGGCAGGCUGCUCUCAGGCCUCUCAGGUAGGGAUAAGUCCUGUAUUGAAAAGGAGAUGGGACACCGUUAUGUUAGCUUCAGGAACAUCUUUACUAAGAUACAACCGGAUAGUACAUCAUGCUAAGUCCAACUCAAGUUUUUCAGAAUAAAUUACUUGCUAGUGCUGAUUAAUCAAUUAAUCCGCUUUUUCUAAACACUUUAAAAAAAAUCAUUGUGGGCACCUUUGACUGACUUAUCGAUGAAUCAACUAACUCAUCCUUACUCUCAGGCGACUUCAACACCAUCCUGGCAGGCUGCUUUGCCUAUGUGGCUUACAUCAGCGACAGGGGCUCCCGGACCUUCAGGGUGGUAGUGCUGGAGGCCUGUCUGGGACUUGCUGGCAUGCUGGCCAGUAUCAUAGAGGGGCAGUGGCGACGGGCACAAGGGUAGGUUAUUCCACGUUAAGAUGGCCCAAGGUAGCUUGCUAUCUGUGGACUGAAAACGUAUUCUUCUUCGAUUUAUUAAAGUAUGUUUAUAAGCGUCUAAACUUGUGAUACAGUAAUGUAACUGGAUAACACUUAUACCUCUCAUGGGGACUUGAGCCAUACUGAAAUAACAGAAUUCCCCACCCUUUCUUUUCUUCCCCAGGUACAUUAACCCAUUCUGGCUGGUGCUGGCCACUAACCUGGCUGCUGCCCUCUAUGCCUACCUGUUUGUACCCGAGUCCGUAACCCCUGACCCCAGUGCCAAACUCUUCACAAAAUGGAGGAGGUACAAACUGUGGCUCUACACCUUCUGCUUCUUCCUGGUGGUGAAGGUCCACUUUGGCAGCCGGGAGCUGUAUGUUCUGUAUGAGCUGAGCUCUCCACUGUGCUGGGGCCCAGGGCUGAUCGGCUGGGGGUCUGCAGCCCAGAACCUGGCCUACUUCAGCAGCCUCUUGGGUUUGAGGACCAUGCAGCGAUGCCUAGAGGACUCCUGGGUGUCUCUGGUGAGACUGGCCUCAAACAUGACCGGCCUGGUGGUCAUCUCACUGGCCAACACUACUGAACUCAUGUUCACA
Messenger RNA from Coregonus sp. 'balchen', 2256 nucleotides. The record is from the annotation of a GenBank genome assembly. NCBI's taxonomy places the organism in Eukaryota, Metazoa, Chordata, Actinopteri, Salmoniformes, Salmonidae.